Molecule: messenger RNA, 1009 nt
Organism: Cydia splendana
Lineage: Eukaryota; Metazoa; Arthropoda; Insecta; Lepidoptera; Tortricidae
Product: histidine-rich glycoprotein-like
Exons: 4
Coding region: 1-999 (332 amino acids)
Cellular component (GO): extracellular matrix
Source: RefSeq, a predicted model, not a curated record
AUGGCCACGCGUAAUCCUCGCAAAGCAUCGUGCUGCAUCAGACCCACGGACAUGAGCAGCAUGUUCCAGUUCACUAUCAGCCUGCCACAAAACAUCCAGCACCACGAUGUGCCGAGUAGUAAUAAUUUCAAAACUAAACUUUAUACACAAUUACCUUCUGGAAUGGAGCCCAGGAUGCUGGCGGCGUUGCCCCUUUGCACCGCCAGACUUAAUCGUUGGGUAAUAUGUUUAGCUGCUGCAGUACUUGUGGUGGUAGCACAAAAUGAGCACGAGCAUAAAAUUGCGCAUUCCUCCCAGUACAUAACGCGCCACGACGGCCCAGUGCUAAAAGCGUAUAUAAAAGAGCAUAAGACCGAGCAUAGCCAUGAGCACAAACAUGAGCAUGGACAAGAGAAUAGUCACGAGCAUAAGCAUGAGCACAGCCAUGAGCACUGGCACGAGCUGAAACAUGAAGAUAAUCAUGAACACAAGCAUGAACAUGGACACGAGCACUGGCAUGAGCAGAAACAUGAGCAUGGACAUGAACAUGGACACGAAUAUUGGCACGAGGAGAAACAUGAGCACCACCAUGAACACAAGCAUGAGCAUGAGCUCGAGCAUUGGCAUGAACACAAACAUGGACACGGACAUGAGCAAAGUCACGAGCACAAGCAUGAGCACAAACACGAACCUGCCCAUUCCUCGCAGCACAUCUCCAAGCACGACGGGCAUGCGGAGGUGGUCACCAUCAAGGAUCAUCACGGGCACGAGAAGCAUGUUGACUACUACACGCAUCCCAAGUACGAAUUCAAGUACGAGGUGGAGGACAAGCACACGGGCGACCACAAGACGCAGCACGAGCACCGCGACGGCGACGUCGUCAAGGGCUUCUACAGCCUGCACGAGCCCGACGGCUCCGUCAGGGACGUGCACUACGAGAGCGACAAAAAGACUGGUUUCCAUGCUGACAUCAAACACAGCACCCACCACAUUGUUCCUGAGCACCAUCACCACCAUUAAAUAAAUUCCU